AUGAGGAGGAUGAGCGGAGACCACCUUGGAACGAAACCAUGCCCACAACAAGAAGUAGAGGAAGGAAAUGGCGAUCCAACAACGGCGGCGACCCAAACGGCGACCAUAGGUCUAUUGGCGGCAGCACCCGGCGUCGUUCAUACUCAACAAUGGCGUUCACCGUCUCCUUUGUGGGUCUCGGUGGCUCCCCCGACUUCCUUACGUCUCCGGUGGCAACAAUGUGGUGGUACUCGUCGUGCAUUUAUAGAUCAGAUAUCUGUUCUUACCCUUCCUUCCAAUCCCCAACCUCAAGUCAUAAAAUCACAUCAAGACUACAUAAAUCAUUUGUCUUGUGAUAAUCGACCCAAUUUCAAUCUUCAGUUCAGAUCUCCUGUUUUACUCUUUAUAAUUUCCGACUCGAGCAUAAAAUUCGAGCUUAAAGAGGGAACUCUCCGAUUUGCACCAAUGCAAUCCCGACCCACAAAAUUCACCAUAAAAAUGGGCGGAAAAGUGCAUGAGAUCACGCCAUGCACCAAUCAGAACCGCCAAAAGACAAUAGAAAAUGACCAAAAUGCCCUCGAGGUGCCAACCAUCCCAUCCAACAGCGAUAGCAAAGGAACAGAUCACAUCCCAAACGCUUCUUCUUCCUCCGAAUAUUCCACCGAAGAUGACGAAAACACCCCUCCACCAUAUCCCGACUCCCAAAAACAAAUGGUUAUUUACAACCCUUCUUCAAAUCAUUCAAAUGCAAUCACAUCCAUCCAAAACAAGCCCCGAUCUUUUCCUAAAAAGCAUUUAGAUCCCAAAAGAGUAGUGCCUGAAGUCGGUGCUUUCACUGUCCAAUGUGCUAAUUGCUUUAAAUGGAGAUUGAUCCCUGAUCAAGAAAAAUAUGAGGUGAUCCGUGAACAUAUCACGGAUCACCCGUUUCUGUGUGCCACCACACGUCAGUGGGAUCGUCACAUUUCGUGUGACGAUCCCACUGACAUCGAGCAGGAUGGCUCGAGAAUUUGGGCUAUUGAUAAGCCCAAUAUCGCAAAGCCUCCUCCAGGGUGGAAGAGGCUUUUGAGGCUUAGAAGUGAAGGGAGCUCGAAAUUUGCUGACGUGUAUUAUGCUUCACCAACGGGUACUAAACUUCGCUCAACACCUGAAGUUGAAAAAUAUUUGGCUAGCCAUCCAGAACAUGCACAAGGAGUUGCAAUAAACCGAUUUUCAUUUCAAAUCCCAAAACCUUUACGCGAUGACUAUGUGAGAAAACGUCCUUCUCAGAAUCAAGAACCUUCACCAGUUCAACCAAUAGCAUGGGCGGGCCCGGUAGACAACUUUAAUUUGCAAAUAGCAGAACCGUUAUCGUGGGCGGGUCCCACAGGGAACCAAAAUGGUAUGCCGGAAGCUAAGAAGAGAAAGGUCUCAGGGAUGAAGCCCUAG
Lactuca saligna is the source of this 1404-nucleotide messenger RNA. Lineage: Eukaryota; Viridiplantae; Streptophyta; Magnoliopsida; Asterales; Asteraceae. The record is from the annotation of a GenBank genome assembly.